Molecule: messenger RNA, 741 nt
Organism: Stomoxys calcitrans (stable fly)
Lineage: Eukaryota; Metazoa; Arthropoda; Insecta; Diptera; Muscidae
Gene: Srp19
Product: signal recognition particle 19 kDa protein
Exons: 3
Coding region: 132-608 (158 amino acids)
Biological process (GO): SRP-dependent cotranslational protein targeting to membrane; SRP-dependent cotranslational protein targeting to membrane, signal sequence recognition
Cellular component (GO): signal recognition particle, endoplasmic reticulum targeting
Molecular function (GO): 7S RNA binding
Source: RefSeq, a predicted model, not a curated record
AAAGUUGUUUAUUUAACAAGUGCAUUAUUUGACAAAUCGACGUGUCAACAAUUGAAGCUGUAAAGCAGUUUUCUUAUUUUUCCAAAUAUAUAAGAUAUUUUCAGUUUUUAAAGCUAAAUAAGUCGCUGAAGAUGGCUGCAGCCGCUCCAGUACGUACCAAUUGGCAUCCGGCCAUGAAACACAGCGAUUUGGAAAGAUGGAUUUGCAUUUAUCCAGCUUAUAUUAAUAGCAAGAAAACCAGACAGGAAGGUCGUCGAUUGCCCAAGGAAAAUUGUGUUGAAAAUCCAACAUAUGCUGAAAUCCGCGAUGUUCUCUCUGCUAGUAAUGUUCGAGUAGCAGUUGAAAACAAACAAUAUAGCCGAGAGAAAAGUAGGGAAGUUCAAUUCCGUGGUAGAAUACGCGUACAAAUGCGCAACGAUGACGGUUCUUUUUGCAAUCCUGAAUUCACUAGCCGCGAAGCGAUUAUGUUACAUGCAUCCACCAGAAUACCCCAAUUGAAAAGUCGCCAAGCCAAACCAGGCGGUGAAGUACCACAGCAACAACAACAAUCGACAAGUGGUGGUGGCGGCGGAGGUGGUGGUAAGAAGGGCAAGGGUAAAAGACGUUAAGACGUGGCUCUGCCAACCAUUGGCCAUUUUUUUUUGCUUUAAACUCUUUUGUUAUUCAACGGCUUAAAUUAUGAUACAAUAUCGUUUUCUAUGAGAAUAAAAAUUGCUGUCGAUCAAAAGUUGAUUCAUUACA